Molecule: messenger RNA, 1326 nt
Organism: Puccinia triticina
Lineage: Eukaryota; Fungi; Basidiomycota; Pucciniomycetes; Pucciniales; Pucciniaceae
Exons: 9
Coding region: 1-1326 (441 amino acids)
Biological process (GO): Arp2/3 complex-mediated actin nucleation
Cellular component (GO): Arp2/3 protein complex; actin cortical patch
Molecular function (GO): actin filament binding
Source: RefSeq, a predicted model, not a curated record
AUGUCUCGUCUUGCGCCUUUGGUCAUCGACAAUGGCACGGGAUAUAGCAAGAUGGGUUUCGCUGGAAACUCAGAUCCAUCAUUUGUAUUUCCAACAGCCAUUGCCACCCGUGGUACGUCAGGUGGUGGGAGUGCCUCCGGGCCAUCGAUCACCGGUCGACCUUCGAUCCCCUCCAAGCCUGGUGCUCUAUCUGCCUCCUCCAACAUUGCUACCAAACGGGGGAUCGACGAUCUGGACUUUUUUAUCGGAGAUGAAGCCAUCGCAAACAGUAAAACUUACAACGUCAACUAUCCUAUCAGACAUGGUCAGAUCGAAGACUGGGAUCUCAUGGAACGAUUUUGGCAGCAAACAAUAUUCAAAUAUCUCAGGGCUGAGCCAGAGGAUCAUCACGUCUUACUGACCGAGCCACCGAUGAACGCGCCCGAAAACCGCGAGCAAACUGCGGAAAUAAUGUUUGAAGGACUGAACAUCCAAGGGCUUUACAUUGCCGUUCAGGCGGUCCUUGCCCUAGCUGCCAGCUGGUCCAGCAAUAAAGUGACAGACCGAACGUUGACGGGGACGGUCAUCGAUUCAGGAGACGGGGUAACCCACGUGAUUCCAGUGGCAGAAGGAUACGUCAUUGGAUCGUCUAUCAAGCACAUCCCAAUUGCCGGACGAGAUAUCACCUACUUUGUACAACAGCUGCUCAGGGAUCGUAAUGAAUCCUUGAACAUCCCAGUCGAUGAGUCCUUAAGGAUUGCUGAGAAAAUCAAAGAGGAUUACGGAUAUGUCUGUGGUGAUAUGGUGAAGGAGUUCAGGAAGUACGACAGUGAACCAGAAAAAUACAUCAUUAAGCAUGAAGGCUUUGACACUCGAACUAACAAGGCUUAUACUAUCGAUGUCGGAUACGAAAGGUUUUUGGCGGCCGAAGUGUUCUUCAAUCCCGAAAUUUACAGCUCGGAUUUUCUGACUCCUCUACCCGAGGUCGUCGACAACGUGAUCCAAACUAGUCCGAUUGAUGUCCGUCGAGGAUUGUAUAAGAACAUUGUGUUAUCUGGUGGAUCAACGAUGUAUGAUCAUUUCGGCCGGCGGCUUCAGCGUGAUUUGAAGUCAAUUGUGGACGAUCGACUCUAUGCUUCAGAGGUAGCCAGUGGUGGAUUAAUCAAAUCAUCCGGAAUGGAUGUCAACGUGAUCACCCACAAGCGCCAACGUUAUGCCGUGUGGUUCGGUGGUAGUCUCAUGGCUUCAACGCCCGAGUUUUACAGUCACUGCCACUCGAAAGCCGAUUACAUGGAAUACGGGCCUUCGAUUUGCAGAAGAUAUCAAAUAUUUGGCUCUGCUGUUUAG